Molecule: messenger RNA, 552 nt
Organism: Gastrolobium bilobum
Lineage: Eukaryota; Viridiplantae; Streptophyta; Magnoliopsida; Fabales; Fabaceae
Exons: 2
Coding region: 1-552 (183 amino acids)
Source: RefSeq, a predicted model, not a curated record
AUGCGUCUUAAUUCUGGAAGUAGCGCUCACAAUUUAGAGGAAAUAAAAGUAUUUUCUGAGUGGCUACUUAAAGUUGGGGAUGGUAAUCUUGGAGAUGAUGUUGAUGGGGAAUCUAUUAUAACAAUUCCAGAUGAAUUGCUGAUUAGAGAAUCGGAAGAUCCGCUGUCGGAUAUGGUUAAUUUUGUUUAUCCGAAUCUCUUGGAUAAUAUUUUGGAUCAGACCUUCUUUAAAGAACGUGAUAUUCUAACUCCUAAAUUGUCCGAUGUUGCUAUGUUAAACGAGCACCUAAUGUCUAUGAUUCCUGGUGAAGAAAGGACUUUUUUGAGUUCGGAUAAAAUUCUUAAGCAAAGUGGGACUUCCUCUGUUGAGGAUGAUGAAAUCACCCCUGAGAUCUUAAAUACAUUAUCAUGCUCAGGGAUUCCUGAUAAUAAAUUAAUCUUGAAAGUUAAAGUUCCAAAUGACGAUGAGCCCAUCGAGUCAUACAUUUCCUGUAAAUUUCCAAAGAAGACAAUUCCCCCUGAUUGUAUCGUUUGCCAUGACUAUCAACAAUAG